AUGUACAGAAUAUAUCUCUUGAUCUUUGUUCUUUGUAUUGUACCAAAUAUCAGCUCGAGUGUAUCAGAUAUAGGAAGUGAUGUCUUACAAAGAAGCAGGAGACAAUUAUUGUUCCCUAAUUCAACUCUCUACCAGUUGACUAUUGGCUUGGGAACACCAUCACCAGCGAAACUGAUCAACGUGAAUUGGGCAAUACAAGCAAACUUUCAAUUACCGUGGAACAGAUCUCAAAUACCAUUUGAUAUAUUAGAAACGGACGCUACUUAUAGCGGAGUAUCUAGAAAACGAGAAAUAAAUGCACCUGAACUUCAACAGAAAGAAGAAUAUUAUCAAAAUGAUGCCAAACUAUAUCACUUUUAUAAAUAUCUAGAAGAUGUUUUAAAUGGUUAUGGUCACAAUGGUUCAUCUUGCGUGUUAAGAACACUUUGUCAUCUUGCUACUGAGCCUCUGCAUGUCGACGAUGAAGAAGAUAUCCUACAUGAUAUAGCAUCUUUUAUACUGAAUCCCGAAAACGAUCGCCAUGACGACGGUUCAAUAGUCCCGGAAGCGACGCCCUACAUCGACGCGCUCAAAGCCGAAAACGUUCAACAAUGCUUCAAUAAAUACGAUUGCUCGAUUCCCCUUAUUGAUAUGUACACGAAAUUAAAUAUGUAG
This is a messenger RNA of Papilio polytes (common Mormon), 654 nucleotides long. RefSeq lists its product as uncharacterized. The record is from RefSeq and is a predicted model, not a curated record. The transcript is spliced from 4 exons. Bases 1 to 654 code for a protein of 217 amino acids. Lineage: Eukaryota; Metazoa; Arthropoda; Insecta; Lepidoptera; Papilionidae.